Molecule: messenger RNA, 2105 nt
Organism: Lotus japonicus
Lineage: Eukaryota; Viridiplantae; Streptophyta; Magnoliopsida; Fabales; Fabaceae
Exons: 3
Coding region: 165-1706 (513 amino acids)
Biological process (GO): transmembrane transport
Cellular component (GO): membrane
Molecular function (GO): transmembrane transporter activity
Source: RefSeq, a predicted model, not a curated record
GCAAAUGUGACUGUACUCUGUCCCACCAAUCCAAGUCAGUCAACUCCAAGUUUAGCUUCUCACUGUUUCCAUGCUUCUCUCCAAAGACCCUGCAACUUCCUAAUGUUUGAUGGGUGAAAACUGAUAAACUCUGAACACUUGGUUGUUCAUUGAAAACGAAGAAGAUGAAGCAAGAGACAGUGACACUGGUUCUGGUGAAUCUAGCAAGCAUUAUGCAGAGAGCUGAUGAGUCACUGCUACCAGGAGUUUACAAAGAGGUUGGUGCUGCUCUCAACGCUGAUCCCUCUGCCUUAGGUUCACUCACUCUGUUUCGAUCUCUGGUUCAGUCUCUUUGUUAUCCACUUGCUGCAUACUUCGCCACCCGACACAACCGUGCACAUGUCAUUGCUCUUGGUGCUUUUCUCUGGGCAGCUGCAACAUUCCUCGUUGGCAUCUCCUCCACCUUCUUACAGGUGGCAAUUUCAAGAGGCUUAAAUGGGAUUGGACUUGCCAUUGUUAUUCCAGCAAUCCAGUCCUUGGUUGCUGACUCCACCAUUGAUAGCAAUCGCGGCACGGCUUUUGGGUGGCUGCAACUUACAGGAAACAUGGGAAGCAUCAUUGGGGGUCUCUUCUCUGUACUCAUAGCCUCAACAUCAUUUGCUGGUAUAGCUGGUUGGAGAAUAGCAUUUCAUCUGGUUGCAUUAAUCAGUAUUGUAGUUGGUAUUUUGGUACGCCUCUUUGCUAAUGAUCCAAAUUUCUCAAAAAGCAAUGAAAAAGCUGCACAACAAGCUCCAAACAAGUCCUUUUAUUCUGAAAUGAAAGGUCUAGUGAAAGAAGCAAAAUCAGUAAUUGGAAUUCCAACAUUUCAGAUCAUUGUGGCUCAGGGAGUGUUUGGAUCAUUCCCCUGGUCAGGCUUGUCAUUUGCCACUCUUUGGUUAGAGUUAAAAGGCUUUUCCCAUGUCACAACAGCAGUCCUUUGGACACUGUUUAUAGUUUCUGCUUCAUUUGGAGCUUUGUUUGGAGGAUGGAUGGGUGAUUUUUUAUCCCUAAGGUUACCAAACACUGGAAGAAUAAUGCUGUCACAAAUAAGUGCUGGUUCAGCCAUUCCUUUAGCUGCAAUUUUGUUGUUGGCAUUGCCUGAUGAUCCAUCCACAGCCUUCUUGCAUGGUCUGGCUUUCGUCAUCUUUGGAUUCUGUACAGCUUGGAAUGCUCCAGCAACUAACAAUCCAAUAUUUGCAGAAAUAGUCCCAGUGAAGUCCCGAACUGCAAUAUAUGCUUUGGAUCAAUCUUUCGAGUCUAUCUUGGGGUCCUUUGCUCCUCCUAUUGUGGGACUUUUGGCUCAGCAUGUGUAUGGUUUUAGACCAAUCCCAAAAGGAUCCUCAAAUUCUGUUGAGAUUGAAACAGAUAGGGAAAAUGCUGCAUCACUUGCCAAGGCACUUUAUAGUGCAUUUAUAAUCCCCAUGAUACUAUGUGUCUCCAUCUACUCAAUCCUUUACUGCACAUACCCAAGGGACAGGGAGAGAGCAAAAAUGGUUGCACUAGUGGAUUCAGAAAUGCAGCAGAUGGAGGUGGAAGAUGACACAAAAGAAGAAUAUUGUGAAAUUCCUGUUUUCCAGUCAAAUGGGCUGAAUGGUAAGGAAAGUAGCGAGAUUGACAUUGAUUAUCCAAGGGAGAAGAGCAUAGACUUAGAUGAUGAUGAUGAUGAGAAAGUUUUGCUGCCCCCGUAGUUCACUUUUUUCAGCAGUUCAUUUAUGGAAAAAAGUGGAGGUUUAUCAACUUGCUCAUUUGAUCAAGUUUUAGAAGGCUUGGAAAUUGUUAUAGCUUUUUUCUUCCGGUAACACAAUUACACCAGUAAGAGUAGAGUUCAUCUGUUACACGACUAGGGAAAAAUCAUUCAUUCUUUAAAUGUGAACAGAUUUUCAUAUUCAAUCAUCCUUGAUGUCUCAAAAUAUGUUCCACGACUGAGAUUUAUUUUUAUUUGGUUUGUGGAAGAGAAACAAAAGGAGGGGGAGUGAGGGGGAAAGUGUACUAAAGGAGUUUAUACUUUGUAAUGAUUUGCAUUUGUUUAUGGGAUAAGAGAACAGAACUGCAACAAAUGGAGUUAAGAGUGAAGUUUGUGCUUCCAA